Messenger RNA from Monomorium pharaonis (pharaoh ant), 2513 nucleotides. RefSeq names its product general transcription factor 3C polypeptide 5 (gene l(2)37Cd). The record is from RefSeq and is a predicted model, not a curated record. Bases 253 to 2283 code for a protein of 676 amino acids. The transcript is spliced from 7 exons. Lineage: Eukaryota; Metazoa; Arthropoda; Insecta; Hymenoptera; Formicidae. Gene Ontology annotation, biological process: transcription initiation at RNA polymerase III promoter. Gene Ontology annotation, cellular component: transcription factor TFIIIC complex.
GUAGAUCCGGCCUUAGUGAACAUAAUCGACACAAGUAUCGUUCUAUCUGUUACUCAUUGAACAUAAAAAAAAGAUGGAACGAUGCUUGUGUCAAUUGUGUUCCCUAAAAGGAAAGCAGCCUUUAUUAUGUGUGUUGGUGGCUACUAUUGUAGUGAAAACGAACAGACUUGCUGUCAUUGGGUUAUGCCAGGUUACGCAUAGUACAGCGUUCGAAAGAAAGAUGUGUGUUUAAGAACUUAAAGAAAUAAAUAAAUGAAUAGUAUGAUGAGCGAAAUGAGUGAUCCGAGUGAUACCGAGAUGUCCGAUAAACAAGACGACAAGGAUACGGACUUCAACGUAGAUGAUUAUUGUCAUGAAAUAGACAGCGACGAUUCAUUUACUGAAUUGCCGGAAAACAAUGUUAACGUAUGUCUAAAUUGGCUUUAUAUGAUGAAGACAAAUAACCCACAAGAUGGCAUAUAUGCAGGUCCAAUAAUUUCUGGGCACAGACUUGACAGAAAACUGAUAUGUGUCAAAUAUCCAGGAAAUGUAAUCAACGUUGAUAAAGCUAUUGAAACAUUGGGUGGCAUUAGUUCUAUUUCUAUGACUGUCGAUGUUCCUAACAGAAGGUUGGAACUGCGGUUUAGACCUGAUGAUUAUUAUUGCAAACCUACUUGUGGAGAUAGACAUAGUACAAAUGGUUUCUUGCUCAGAGUCAGAAUAAAAAAGAAUAAGGCAACACGAGUCAAAAAUGCUACCAUGGAGCUCAUACAACCAAAAUCUGUGGAUAUUACAAACUUGAAAGCUAGCAUUACUACUGGCAUCAGUAAUGAAGAUCUUAAUACAUCUUACUCAAAAAAUGAACAGAUUAAUACAGCAUUUAAUAUUGUGGAAAAAGAGAAUAAUCAUAAAGGCAAUAUUAGUGUUGGCAAUUUGCUUAACCAGAAAAAAGAUUGCGACAUAAACUCUCCACAUUGUAAUAGUGAAGAAACAGCUGAGAAGGAAUCUGCUAUAGAUAAUACAAAUUUACAUAAUAUAUGUAUGGACAAGAAUUUAUUAGAAAGGAAAAAAACCACAUCUAUUUUUCACAAUAAAUAUGAACAUUUAUCUCAGGAGACAGAUUAUCAAGUGCCAUAUCUAAAAAUAUUAGGAAGAAUAGAGACUGAAUUCAAAUUUACUAAUUUAUGCGAUUUUCAAUAUGUACCAUUGACACAGAGCAGAUCAAAUCCAAAGAAAUUGGAAUGCAUAUACGACUUGAUUUAUCCAACGGGCAUUCCUUCUAAAUCUUGGUUAAAAAAUGAUGUACCUUAUUUUUUACCACCAGCUGUUUUCAGCAGAAUGGAUACUAUACAACAGUACAUACCAAAAACAGAAAUAGAUUCAAAUCUGGAGAAUGUAAUUGGCAGAAAUAAGAAGGGCAAAGCAGGGUUUCCUAAUUACAUAUAUUUUUCUACGUCUGAAGUACCCGCCGCGGCACCAAAAGGCAUUGAAACAGCGAUGAAAGUAAAAUUUCUUCGGGAUACGCACUUAAAACGAGUGUGUCAGCUCUUUGAAGAGCGUCCAAUCUGGUCGAAAAAUGCCAUUAUGUAUAAGACACAAUUUUCAUCUGAACAGCUCAAAAUAUUAUUACCAUCGGUAGCGUAUUAUUUUAUGACUGGACCAUGGAGAAUUAUGUGGGUGAAACUGGGUUACGAUCCAAGGAAAGAUAUUAAUGCGAGAAAAUAUCAGACGUUGGAUUAUAGAUUAAAAGCUAUGCAUGGAUUAGGUUCGACAGUCAGAUGUAAGAGAAAUUAUUCAAAUUAUACAUUACCAUAUAAAUCAGCACCCGUUUCUAAACAGAAACCUGCGGUACUUACCGCUACAUUGAGUCAGGAACAACAUUCAAAGAAAGAGCGACAUUUAUAUGAAAAUGUGUAUAUAUAUCGUGAGGGUAUGGUACCUCCUUCCCGGCAAAUGUUUUAUCAGUAUUGCGACGUCUUAGUGGCAGAAAUACAGGAAAUGCUGGCAAAACUUCCAGAUCCUUUACCUGGUGCAAGAUGUCACGAAAAGAGAGGAUGGUUGCCACCUGGUUUUGAUGUGCAGUGUAGAGAGAUUUUAAAUAAACAAGUACGGGCUGUUUUAAGAAAAAGGAUGAAUAUUCCCGAGGAUCACCCAACAUCGCUACCACGAAAACGAAAAAAACAUGGCAUUAGAUUAAGAUACAAUAAAAUGAUUAAUAAAAAAACAAAAAAGAUUACAACAAAUUCUACAGAAAUUCAGGCAGAUGUUCCUUCUACUUCAAAAUUAACAGAACAUGAUCAAUAAAUGAACACUGUAAAGCUUGAAUCUAAAAUGAUAAAAGUUAUAAUUAUGAAAGUAAAAAAUAAAUUCUAAUUACAAAUUUGAUAUAUUUUUCUUUCUUUGAAAAUAUUAAAAUGUAAUUUUCCAAUACUUAACAUGUGUUUACAAGGCAUUGCAUAUAAGAGAAGUGUUACAAAUAAAUUUAUAUGUAUGUAACAUAUGUUAAAAUAAAUAUAAAAUACCAUUACUCUCAA